This is a messenger RNA of Rhagoletis pomonella (apple maggot), 3904 nucleotides long. RefSeq lists its product as uncharacterized. The transcript has 3 exons. NCBI's taxonomy places the organism in Eukaryota, Metazoa, Arthropoda, Insecta, Diptera, Tephritidae. Bases 1 to 2982 code for a protein of 993 amino acids. The record is from RefSeq and is a predicted model, not a curated record.
AUGGGUGAAGAAUUCACCGACUCAUAUACUACUAACGCCGUUUUCACCACUUCAGUGAGACCAAUACUGGAAUACGGAAAACAUCCAAACGAAUUAACGAACUACGAAACAACUAACCUACAACCACCUCAAAAUACCGCACCACCUUAUCAUCAGCUUCCCGCUGAUCUUUCAGAAGAGAGCAUACGCAAAGAAGCCGCCUUGGUACUCGCUCAAGCUGAGCGUCACAAAAGUAAAGCCGAAAACGGCGACAAUAUUCCCACAUUUAAGGUUCGUACUAAGCGCAGUAGCGAUUCGAAUCCAAACAAAUUCCAUUCACUACCAACUCGCAAGAAGAAAGCUCCGGCAAAACCACUUUCGCGCAGCGUCAGUGACGCUGCUGCUAAAAAAAGCGCUAAACGUCCUUCUAUUUUUAAUAUCUUCAGUCGGCGCAGUGACACGAACGUCAAUCAGGUAGAACGCGAUCCACGCUUUGAAGACAGCGGUGGCAGGCGCCUAGUUCGAAGUAAGAGUGAUGUUGGCUCGUACAAUAAGGCGGAGCGUAAACUCAAAAAAUCUUUAAAGGAUUCCAAACCAGCGGUUACUUCUGGUAAUCUUCAAGCUUUAAAUGGUUCGAGCAAGCAACAGCUGAUUAAUACGCCACUUAGUCCAAUUAUUGAAAACGUACAAAAGGAAGACUACUUUGCGGAGCAAUUCAACCGGGAACGUCGUAAAUCUGAGGCUAUAACCGAGCGUGAAAAACAUGAGAGUGGUUUGAAUGAAUUGCUCCAUCGCAGUCGUACGCAAGCUGCUGAAGACGGCAAUAUCUUAGGAAAGGGGCCCAUAUCAAACGGGAUACGUGAUAAAAUUCUCACAUUACAAUCCAAAUCGCAAGAGAACAUGCAUAGCUCACAGUUGCCGGCACAAAAAUUACCGCUUACCAAGGGCGUCACUGUCAAUGGGCUGGCAAAGCGUUUGUCAAUGGAACGCUUUUCUCCACCACCACCACUGUCUGGUCCGGCUUUUUCAUACAUACGCCCGAAUGAGGGAAUCAUGUAUGCACAGUUGGAUCACAAUGAAGAACAAAACCAACGUCGCCAGUCACUACAUUCACCCAUCCGAGACCUGCGUACGCCGCAGCGAGAGUACCGUUCACCAGCUCGUGAUAUUAGGGAUCUACGUUCACCGGAACGCGAUCUCCUUAUGUCUGAUAUGGUGCUGGGUCGACAGUCAGUUGAUCGAACUGACUUUUCUGCUAGUCAAAACAUCUUAAAAAAUGCCAGCUAUAACACCAACUCCCAUAACCGUCGAAUUGGAAAUAGCAAUGGCAGUCGCAUUAUAAUUGAACCAUCACCACGCGCGCAUGAUGCGUAUGGAUCGCAAGCCGCCGCGGUCGGGCCUACUACCAUACGCAUCACCAAUUCGCACUCUCCUUCCCCAUGGCAGCAACUUAGUCCUCGUAACUUAAGCGAUGAGGAUGAGGGAUUAGGUACGGAAACCCGGAAAUACUACGAGGAUGAAGCGCCGCCUAUUAUGAAGUCUCGCGGUAGUAAGUCCCCUGCUGAGCCGCCAAUUGUUCCAGUCAUUCGCAGCAUCACUCCUACCCGCGAGAACGGUUAUGAUGCUUGUGCCUAUCAGUCGGCUUUGCGCGAUGAACCUAUGGAUGAUAUUGGCUAUCGCCGGGCCCGACUUGAGUCACGAAUUUUGACACGCCGUUUCGGUGAGUCGGCAACAUUAGAUCGCAAUAUAUCUAAUCGCAUUAAAGGCAUGUCACCUGAACGCAAUGGAUAUCACCGCGACACUGGAGCCUCGCCAGAACGCAACAGAGAAGUGCGCGAAGAGUCAACGCAGCAUCGCUACCUCAGCCCGGAACGCGAGAGAGAAUCAUACGAACCGCGUUUUCACAAAAUGGAAACCUCUGAGAUACUAAAUAAAUACUCACCAGAACGCUCACACUUAGAUAUUAUUGCGCCAACAGCGGCGCCAGUUACAACGCCACCGAUAGAAAGAACUUCUAGAUAUAAGCACACUAAAUACUACGAUGAUGGACGUGGGGGUAAAAAAGAGGUGUAUGAGCGGGAGACACAUUUGGAUGUACACGGGAAACCACAUGUGCGCGAGACACGACAUUGUGAGAGAAUGGAUGGCUCAUUGGAGCGCCAACAACUGAAUGACUAUGAGCCCAAGAGUUUGGAUUCACAGCUAACGAGCACUGAUCAAUAUCGCUCCUCGCCCGAGAACAUGAAGCGUUAUGAGAUAAGUUUGGCACACCCCCAUGACAUGCAUAGCAGCAGUCUGAAGCGGGAUAAGCUGCAACAGCGAAGCUUCGACAAAGGGGACUCUGGUAUUGAGAAUGACUUUCGAAAAGAAUCCUUCAAUGGAGAGCUAACAUCAAGAUGGCGCAAGCGGACCACUGCAGAUGAUAUAAAAGCUUGCGAAUCAUUUCUUCGGAAGGAACGGCGUCACAUCGAGCAGCUGCAUGUAACACGACGCAAGGAUAGUUACGUCUAUCGAGAAAGAUCCAUCGACGACGGCUCACACUAUGAUCCGCAUCUGGACAAGUAUCCAGUUGCAAAUAACACACUUCGACGGAAGGAUCAACAGUCGCAGACUGCCGGAUCCGAGACGAUAAAACGCAAUAAGAAGCUCGGCGGUUUCGAAAAAGUUAAACAGCUUUUUACAGGCGUAAGUGCUGGCGGCGGAAGCGGCAGCGGAAGCGAGGGUGGCAAAUCUGGCAAAAAAGAUGGCGAGAGACAAACGCGCGGUAAUAGCAGCAUCACUACGAUGACGACGAACAGCAGUUCGCCAACCACUCGAGGAACGGGAAUAUCCAAAGACAAAGACAACAGUGGAGGAGAGAAAGAACGUGACCGCUACAUGGUAAAAGAAGAAGAGAUGCGUUCGCGUUACAGUGAGCAUCACGGAGCUGGCGGAACGAACACAGCGGCAAUGCCGCGUGAUAAUGGGUUCCGCGAACCAAAGGUGAGUGGCUACUACAGCUAAAUAGCUAAUAUUUUAAAGACAACAUUAAGAAUGUGGAGAAAAAGGCAUGAAUGGCUAAUUAGAAAAUGAUUCACAGUGGCGGUUGUGUUGUGCUAAACGCUUGGGGUGUAAUAUGUGAAAGAUCAAGUUCAGUGCCCACGCUGGUAUGUGACCUUUCUAAUUAUUUUCGUAUCGAUUUUUAAAGCAUUAUUAAAAUGUUGCCACCAGCGUUCUGGUGGGAGUUUGCCCGUCACAUAUGAUCACCCCACACAUAUACCUAACGGUCCAAACAAAGAAAUAGCGUGAGAUCAAAGCUCUUUCAAAAAGCAUGUUUCCGCAUGUGGAAUUCUAUUGUAUUGUCUAUCACAAGAUAGCCUAUUCAAUAAAAUCUAACAACAACAAAUCCAAUAUAAUAUUUUACCAGUAAUCACGUUCAAUUGCGCCACGAUAAAAUGUCAAUGUGUUAAUGCCUGGUAGUUGGACAAUAGUGGAUUUUUCUUUUGCAACUAUACAAGCCAUUUAAGCAAUACAAGUCCCUGUUCGAAUGACGCAAUGGCUAUCGCAUCAUUGACGGCGCCACUUUGACUCUAAAGCUGCUGAACGCCGUGUUGGCGAUGGUUACAAACACUCCAAAUCUUUGCUAUACAAUAGUUGGACGAAUGUAACUAUACUUGCAUACAUACGUACGUUAAAAAUGUGCAUGUUUAUGUGCGAAUGAUGAGUAGACUGCAUAUGACUUGCUGAAAAUCGCUUCCUUGUGGCAUGUUGGCGCUUUGGACGCACGUCAGUUGAGUACAUCGUUGGCGGCAAUGGAGACCGCACUUGAAGUGAGGUGCUACUUGUGGUGCAAUGGCGCUGCAUUGUCCGCUACUGCUGGUUGCCACACUUCCGUAACAACUACUACGUCUACUCUUAAUUUGGCAUGCAAAUGGAGCUUUAUUAA